AUGAAUGCAACAGAUCUGAAAUGUUUAUCCAAGACUACCGCACCAGUGGAAGAAGACAUUAGCGGAAAAGGUCGACCACCUAAUGAACGCUUUCCUUUUCAAAAACAACAUCCACAGGCAUCAACACAUCUGAUGAUAAAAUACAGUGAACCUCAUGUAACUAUUCUUUACGGCCCACAAAUUCCUCGACGAGAUCGUGAUGACACUCGAGAACGAUAUAGUCGAGCUCUUCUCACGCUCUUUGUGCCCUGGCGCACAGUUACUGAUCUCUGUGGUGCCAAUCAAACAUGGGAAGAUGCCCUCAACUCUCGGCAACAUCUUAUUUCUGUACAUUCGUGGAAGAUCAUAGAAAAUAUCCAACUUUUGCACGAAUGCAAAAAGGACCGUGAUGAACAUUUACUUCAAGUUAUUGCUGAAGCUCAAGUCGACAAUGAUGCAAU
Molecule: messenger RNA, 440 nt
Organism: Rotaria sp. Silwood2
Lineage: Eukaryota; Metazoa; Rotifera; Eurotatoria; Philodinida; Philodinidae
Source: the annotation of a GenBank genome assembly